UUUCCCGCAGCCCCUGAACGCCUCCCUACCUACCGGACCUGAGAGCAGCUCUUCCCCGCUGGGACCUCACUCUCGCCCGGGAGAGGACGGAGCGCAGCAGCCCGGUUCACGGUGGCGUCCUCACCCGUCGCUAACGAUUCCUGGUUUUGACGGCACAGACGAUGGCUGAGGAGAAGGCUGGAGCCGCUGUGGUCGUGAUGCUCCUCCUCGCCGUGAGCUUGUCCGGCGGUGCCGUGUCGGCCGGGUCGGACUGCAGCCCGUCGCCCACAGAGCUGGACGCCCGGGCGGGUGUGGCGUCGGCGCUGGUGGACACGCAGAGGGCGGAGCAGAGCCGGAGGAGACACCUGGAGGCGCUGUUCAGCAGAUACGGUGAGAACGGAACCAUCUCUCUGGACGGGUUGAAGCGUCUCCUACGGAGCGUGGGGCUGGAUCGCAUCAGGACCGUGAUGGUGCAGCAUCACCAGCAGCUGGGACACGGUCAUGGUCACCACCAUCAUCACCACGCCCAUCACGAUCACCACGAAAACCAUAACCACCAUCACCGCCCCGGAGACAACAGCUCCCAUCACCAGAAGCAUGUCCACGCCGAGCCCCAGCAGCCCGGCAAGUUCCCUAAGAACCUGGAGGACGCCACGCUGAGGAAGAAGGUGGAGAACACCAAGAGCCAUCACAACCUGUACGACAAGAAGAGCGCGGCGGCAGCGGCAGCUCCGGACGCCGGCACCACGGCGGUGUACAGCGCCCAGCUGGCACAGAAACAAGGCAGCGGCCUGGACCGGACCAGUCCACCAACCGCCGGAGCUACCACCGGCGACCACGACCCAGAGGAUCAUCAAGAUCACGUCCACGCAAACCGCAGCUCGGAGACUGUUGAGUGCCUGAACGUGUCCAGCGUCCUCUCGUCACAUGGGAUGUCCCAGGGGGGGGGUGUGACCCUCGGGGACUUCAGCUUCCUCUGCCCCGCCCUCCUCAACCAGAUCGACUCCGGGGCGUGCAUCGUGCACGGGGACGACACCAGAGAGAAAGACCAUAAACACCAUAAACAUGCUCACGGUCACCAUGGCGACCACAACCACUCAGACCACGACCACAGCGAGCGCAACGCCGGAGAAAACAGCAAGAGCAUCACAACCGCGUGGGUGGGGGGGCUGGUCUCCAUCACCAUCAUCAGCCUGCUCUCCCUCCUCGGAGUCCUGCUCAUCCCGCUCAUGAACAGAGAUUUCUUCAAGUUCCUCCUCAGCUUCCUGGUGGCGCUGGCCGUGGGCACGCUGAGCGGCGACGCCUUCCUUCACCUCAUCCCCCACUCUCAGGGGGGACACCAUCACCACCACGAGGACUCUGGGACGGACCUGCAGGGACCGGACCACCACCACGAGGAAAACCUGGACGCCGUGUGGAAGGGCCUGACGGCUCUGGGCGGAGUCUACUUCAUGUUUCUGAUCGAGCACUUCCUGACGCUGGGGAAAAUGUACAAGGACAAGAAACAGAAGGUCCAGAAGAAGUGGGAUCAGAAGGACAAGGCCGACCCGGAGAAGCAGCCCGCGCUGGGGGGGGCCGACCUAAAGCCCCCGGAGGAUGUGGAGACGAAUGGCGCCGGUACGUUCGGCGACCACUCGAGCGGCCUGCACGGCGGCAGCGUGGCGGAGGAGGAGCAGGUGAUGUUGGCGCCGCAGGUGUCCGUGGUCUCGCCGCAGGAUUACGGCCGAGAGUCGGGCGCCGCCGCCUACACGGACGAGGACUGCGAGAACAAAUGCCACUCCCACUUCCACGACACCGUGGGCCAGGCCGACAGCAAGCACCACCACCACCACGACUACCACCACAUCCUGCAUCACCACCACUCGCAGAACCACCACCCGCACAGCCACUCCCACUCGUACUCGGAGCAGCACUUCCAGCAGGCGGGCGUGGCCUCGCUGGCCUGGAUGGUCGUCAUGGGAGACGGACUGCACAACUUCAGUGACGGCCUGGCUAUCGGGGCUGCGUUCACCGAGGGUCUGUCCAGCGGCCUCAGCACGUCCGUGGCUGUUUUCUGUCACGAGCUUCCUCACGAGUUGGGUGACUUUGCGGUGCUGCUGAAGGCCGGCAUGACGGUGCGCCAGGCCGUGCUCUACAACGUGCUGUCGGCCAUGAUGGGCUACCUGGGCCUGGGGGCCGGCAUCCUGAUCGGACACUACGCAGAGAACGUGUCCAUGUGGAUAUUCGCUCUGACGGCGGGACUCUUCCUGUACGUGGCGCUGGUGGACAUGGUGCCUGAGAUGUUGCAUAAUGACGCCGGCGACCACGGCUUCAGCCACUGCGGCUUCUUCCUGCUCCAGAACGCCGGCAUCCUGCUGGGCUUCGGCAUUAUGCUGCUUAUUGCUGUUUUUGAGCACAAAAUCCAGCUGGACCUGGGAUACUGAAGGGGAGGAGCUCAGUCCUAAGCUCCGCCUGCAUUCCACUGUGUCUCCGUCACAACUGUAGCGUCGUGUUUUCAUUUGUUCUAGAUGAGCGAGCGCAGUCGGCUGGAUUGAGGUCACAUGCUCACGUGUGUCCCUCUGUCUCUCUCUCUCUCUCU
This is a messenger RNA of Limanda limanda (common dab), 2557 nucleotides long. RefSeq names its product solute carrier family 39 member 6 (gene slc39a6). The record is from RefSeq and is a predicted model, not a curated record. The transcript is spliced from 12 exons. Lineage: Eukaryota; Metazoa; Chordata; Actinopteri; Pleuronectiformes; Pleuronectidae. The coding region runs from base 162 to 2402 and encodes 746 amino acids. Gene Ontology annotation, biological process: zinc ion import across plasma membrane; intracellular zinc ion homeostasis. Gene Ontology annotation, molecular function: zinc ion transmembrane transporter activity. Gene Ontology annotation, cellular component: membrane.